Ylistrum balloti is the source of this 792-nucleotide messenger RNA. Its product is annotated as neuropilin and tolloid-like protein 1. Lineage: Eukaryota; Metazoa; Mollusca; Bivalvia; Pectinida; Pectinidae. The coding region runs from base 1 to 792 and encodes 263 amino acids. The record is from RefSeq and is a predicted model, not a curated record. The transcript has 5 exons. Gene Ontology annotation, molecular function: protein binding.
AUGGAAACUUUAGCGGUCGUAUGUAUCUUGGCGUGGAUGCUUGCUUACACAUCAGCUUUACAAACAUACUACAUGGAGGAAGGAUGUGGUGCGGCUAUCAACAUGAUGACACGGAAUGAGGAUUCCAUUAUCUUACGAUUGUCCCGUAACCCAACCCAUCGUCCUAACCAGGAUUGUGUGAUUGCCAUCGAACCCCCUCUGGGAAAAGACCUCUCAGUGACCUUCCGUGACCUUGAUGUAGAAUCCAGUCCCACUGGUCAAUGUGCGACCGAUUUCCUGAGGAUGUACGACGGGCGAAGCGGUCAAGCACAAUUUGUCCAAGGCCUACCCCAGACUAUUUGUGGUAACAGUAACAUGAUGCUCACCCGAUCCUACGAGACCCGCCUUGGUUACCUUACGGUUCAGUUCCAGAGCCGUUCUCAGAUUGUCAACAGGAGAGGAUUCGAGCUCCUGAUCAGCGCUUUUAGACGAGGACCCUGCCAGGGAGGGGAGACUCAGUGUUACAAUGGACGCUGUAUAAACAAUAAUCUGAGGUGUUCCGGAUACGAUCACUGUGGUGACGGAACCAAUCUUUGUCCUCUCCCCCUCGAGGCCAGCGUCGCCCUCGGAGUCGGUGGUAUUGUCGUCCUCGUCGUUAUCAUCGCUAUCAUCGGAGUUUGUAUAUACAAGAAAAAAAGAAGUUCAUCGAUGAAAGAUGAGAUCACCAAAGAACAGAUAAGGAAGGAGCAGUACCAUAACGUUAGCGGCGAAAGUAUCAGGGUCAAGACCGUAUCCAAUGGCAACAUGCACUGA